This is a messenger RNA of Passer domesticus (house sparrow), 4707 nucleotides long. RefSeq names its product formin 1 (gene FMN1). The record is from RefSeq and is a predicted model, not a curated record. Gene Ontology annotation, biological process: actin nucleation. NCBI's taxonomy places the organism in Eukaryota, Metazoa, Chordata, Aves, Passeriformes, Passeridae. The transcript is spliced from 19 exons. The coding region runs from base 250 to 4557 and encodes 1435 amino acids. Gene Ontology annotation, molecular function: microtubule binding. Gene Ontology annotation, cellular component: cytoplasm; actin filament; nucleus.
CGCCCCGGGCGGCGGCGGCGGCCCCGGAGGAGGAGGCGGGAGCGGGGGCGGCCCGGGCAGCGCAGCCCGGCAGCCUCCCCGGCUUGCCUCCCCGGCACCUGAAACUGCAGCAGGAGCAUCGCCGCCCGGCGCGCUGCCUCUCGCAAGACAAUAUUAUUGUUGAAGAUUAGUCAGAUGCCUUCCGUCCAUUCCCUGCCUCACAUGCUAUGUCAUGCAAGCUUUGGAACACUUAGAACAUAAUUUAAAUGAAUGACUAAUUUGGCAAGCAUAAUGGAAGGCACACAUACCAUCCUCCUGUUGCACAAACCCAUUACGGAGCUUUGUUACAUCAGCUUCUAUCAUGCAGAGGGGGAAGUCACAGGAUUUACUUACAUGGGCUCUGGAACUCUGGAUAGAAGCAGUGAGAGUUUCUGUGGCUGCUAUCAAGUAAGGGAGAGGUUAGACAUGGCCCUGAGAGAACGGCCAUAUAAAGACCGUGGAGUUAUUAUUUUCAAGCAAACUACCACAAAAGACCUUCUCAAUGAAAUGUACAAACUAACUGCUGAAAAGGAAAACCUGUUAUCCAGUGAUUUGAGAUCUCAUGACACUCCGGACCUUAAGGCAGGACAUCAAGAGGAAAAGCAACAGGAUGUUUCCGGAGUCACAAAACUUAAAGGUGAUAAUUACUCCAUUCUUAUACAUCAGCAGGAGUUAUUGCUGGAUUCUACAAAAAGAGACAAUUUGAAUCACAAAAAAAUGAGGAAAUACAGAAGGAAAGAGAGCUUUGAGGAGAUCAGACAUCAUAAAGAGGGAAAAAAGAUACAUGAACAUCUCUUUUUACUGAGUACACAAGACAUGCAACAGAAAAAUAAGAUGGUCUCCACAAGACUUUCUACCCGGAGUUAUCCCAGCUCCUUUUCUCCCUCCAGCUGGCUAACAGUAAAAGGUAAGGAUAAUUUACCAGUAGACAAUAGAAUACAACCAGAAAGGUGGACAGAAGAGGGGUAUUUUCUUAAGAGUAACAAAGCUGUGAAAUUGGAUGCUGGCUUACCAAGUUCUAGCUCAAAAGACAUCAAUGAUGUUGUUGCAGUUGAACCAGUGGAUAAUGGAGAAUGCAUUCCUGAAGUUACCAAGGUACAGCAGAGGACUACUUUGGUGAAUUCAUCUCACUACAGUCUGUCUAACAAACUUGAGACAUUAAGUAAAUCUGCAGCUGCUAAAAUCUUGAAAAGUAGCAAGUAUGCUGAGCCAGUAUGCAAGGAGAAACCAGGAAUCACAGUUCUUGCUGAAGUCCAGGAUUUCGACACUUGCAUUAAAAACGUUACCAACCCCCCUGCAGAGUCUUUGCCUGACUCUCACAGACAUAACAAAACCAUUUCUCCUGUUCUCAUAACAGCAAAUAACGAGUUUAUAUCAAGAAGUGAUGUAUGCUCUGUAGAUGACGCUGCUGGAGACUCUAAUAACAGUGUGCUGCAGGAAAAGGAGGAAGACGGCUCUGGUUUGCAGUACAAAGCAGAGAGAGUGCACAUUACUGAUGAGUCAUGCAACCUUGUGGGAGCAGUUAAUAAAGCUCUUCUGAAAGUUAUCCGGAGCGACAGUUUAGAUGAAGCUGCAGAAUGGAAGAGACUGCAACAAAUUACAAGAGUAGACAGAAACCUGCCAGGCUCACUGUAUGAGAAAAGGACCACGGUAUCCCGGGGAAACGGCAAGCAUUUAUUUUUGAACCUGCCUGUAAAUGAAAGUCCUGAUAUUCCUCAGACAAAUAAUAAUCUUAAACUGGAAGAGAAAAGGCUGCAUUCACCCCCAUUAGCAGCAGUGAGUAAUGUUUUUAGUAAUUCAUAUUCACUAUCUAAUACACACAAACAAAUGUCACCUAUUCCUUCUCCGUUAUCUUCGAGACUGCCCAGCCCGCAGCUGCACCACCGGAUCCUCCCAUUGCCAGCACAGAACACCGAGGACGAAUCCAUGCUCAGUGAGUAUGGCCAUGGAAGGCACGGCGCUGUAAACUUCUCCUUCAGUGAUUUGGAGCCACAGUUUUAUCGGAAGUUUUCUGAUCCGGGAGAAUUGGGAUUUGCCAGCAGGCAACGGGGCCUACAUCAGAAUGCAACUGCAGGACAUUUUGAAAAGUGUGCUGUGCAAGAAAAAUUAACUGCUCGGACACAGCAGAGUUUCUGUUCAGCAGAGUCUGCUUUAAAGGAUGACUUCACUGAAGGGCUGACCAGUUUGGAUGUGGCAAAGAGAGAUGAAGAUACGUGGGUUCUGGAUUGCAGACUGGGGCAAUCAAACACAUUUCCUCAUUCAAGUGAGAAGGAGAAGAUCAACAGAAGUGUGCUGCAUCUGAGCCUGGAACUGAAUCCUGACCUGAGUCCCUCAGAGCAAGAUGACAAGACUCCAGGGAGACUCCAGACUGUCUGGCCGCCACCAAAAGCAAAUCAUGAAGAAGUAAAAGUAGGAUUGAAGUACACAGAAGCAGAGUACCAAGCUGCCAUUCUGCAUUUAAAGAGGGAACACAAAGAAGAAAUUGAAACAUUAAAGUCUCAGUUUGAACUCAGGGUAUUCCAUAUCCGUGGAGAACAUGCUGUCUCAACUGCUCAGCUUGAGGAAACCAUUGCACGUCUGAAGAAUGAACUUGAUAAUAAAUUAAACAGAAGAAAUGAAAAAGCAAAGGAUAUUGGUGUUUCUACUGAAGAUGAUAACCCACCAAAGGCAUACCGAAAUGUAUGUAUACAGACUGACAGAGAGACUUUCAUAAAGCCUAGUGAAGAAGAAAACAGAGCUGUGAAAAAUAACCAAAUAGUACCCAAAAAGCUUAAUAUUUCUUCUUUGACACAUAGUAUAUCUGCCCAAAGUGAAAAUAAGGACAAUUACAAUGUACAGUCGUCAGAAAGUGUCUUGUCUUGUCAACCAAAACAAAUGCUGCCUCCUCCACCACCACCACCACCACCACCUCCUCCCCUUGCUGAUUCUUCCCUGUCCACUGUAGUUCCUCCACCACCACCUUUGCCAAUGGGACCGACUUCACUGACAUCUCACUUUGGAUCUGGUCCACCACUGCCACCUCCACUUUCUGAAGGCUGUAGGAAUUUUCAAGCACCACCACCACCACCACCGCUUCCAGGGCUGGGACCUCCUGUUCCUCCUCCACUGCCUGGAUCUGGGUUACCUCCACCCCCUCCACCUCCUGGGCCUGGGUUCUUUUUUAAUAGCACUUUAUCUUCAAACCAAGGUCCUCGAAAACCUGCCAUUGAACCUGGCCGUCCCAUGAAGCCUUUGUACUGGACACGAAUACAAUUGCAAGAUAACAGGAAAACUGCUAUGCCAACAUUAUGGGAAUCACUGGAAGAACCUGAUAUACUUGACACUACUGAGUUUGAAUAUUUAUUCUCCAAAGACACCACUCAGGAAAAAAGAAAACCAUUAUCAGAGACUUAUGAAAAAAAAAACAAGGCCAAAAAGAUUAUCAAAUUGCUGGAUGGGAAGCGGUCUCAAACUGUAGGAAUUUUAAUAUCAAGUUUGCACUUGGAGAUGAAGGAUAUUCAACAAGCUAUAUUGUGUGUUGAUGACUCUGUAGUAGAUCUGGAGACACUGGAAGCCCUAUAUGAAAAUAGAGCACAAAAGGAUGAACUGGAGAAAAUCAAGCAAUAUUAUCAGACUUCAAAAGAGGAGGAACUGAAGCUUCUGGAUAAACCAGAACAAUUUCUGUAUGAGUUGUCUCAAAUCCCCAACUUCGCAGAACGAGCUCAGUGUAUUAUCUUCCAGUCGGUUUUUGCUGAAGGGAUAACAUCAGUGCACCGGAAAGUAGAUAUUGUAACUCGUGCUUCCAAGGCUUUGCUGAGCAUGAAAAGUGUAAAGGAAAUUUUGGGCUUGAUUCUGGCUUUUGGAAAUUAUAUGAAUGGAGGGAAUAGGACCCGAGGUCAAGCUGAUGGGUUUGGAUUGGAAAUACUCCCCAAACUAAAGGAUGUCAAAAGCAGAGAUAAUGGUAUUAAUCUUGUGGAUUAUGUCGUCAUAUAUUACCUACGCCAUUGUGAUAAGGAAGCAGGAACAGACAAGAGUAUUUUUCCUUUACCAGAACCACAGGAUUUUUUCCAGGCCUCCCAAGUUAAAUUUGAAGACCUAAUAAAAGACUUAAGGAAACUGAAGAGAGAUCUAGAAGCCUCUGAAAAGCAGAUGAAGUUAGUUUGCAGAGAGUCUUCUGAAGAACAUCUCCAGCCCUUCAAGGAGAAAUUAGAGGAAUUCUUCCAGAAAGCUAAAGAAGAACGGAAAAAAGAAGAGAACAGUUUGGAAAAUGCUCAAAAAUGCUUUGAAGAAACAGUGGGAUACUUUGGGAUAAAGCCAAAGCCUGGCGAGAAGGAGAUCACACCAAACUAUGUUUUCACGGUGUGGUACGAAUUCUGCAGUGACUUCAAGACCAUUUGGAAACGAGAGAGCAAAAGCAUUUCCAAGGAACGAAUUAAAGUGGCUCAGCAAUCAGUGAGCAAGUUAACUGCAGAGAAGAAAGUUGAAACGAAGAAAAUCAAUCCUACAGCCAGCCUGAAAGAAAGACUACGUCAGAAGGAAGCCAGUGUGACUGCCAACUGAAGGAAGAUGAAUGAAAACAGUGCAGUGAUUUCAUACAUUGCCUGAUGCUUUACCACACCAAUGGCCCAGGAAGCACCUUAUGUUAGAUACUGAAUUCUGCUUUGCUGAUCUGUCCCAAGACAAUCCAUUAAAGACUUUUGAGUUCCUUCA